Messenger RNA from Ilex paraguariensis (yerba mate), 2405 nucleotides. Lineage: Eukaryota; Viridiplantae; Streptophyta; Magnoliopsida; Aquifoliales; Aquifoliaceae. The record is from the annotation of a GenBank genome assembly.
CACUCGGAAGUCUCAUACAGAGCACCGAAAGGACAUAUUUUCUUGUACCGUUCUGAUCGUCAUCAAAUCCCAAAUACCGGAAUAAUGGGCCACGGUGAUAAAGGCCGACAUAGCAAGAAACCUAAAUUUUCUUCCAAGGAGAAUCAAAGAGCUUCAGCUGUUGAAGACGAAGAUGCAUACUAUGCUGCAGAUUUUGAAGACGACUAUCGCGAUGGUGAUAGAGAAGGAAAAAAGAGAGAUUUCACCAAAUUGGAACUUAAACCCGAUCACGACAAUCGGCCAUUAUGGGCUUGCGCUGAUGGCCGAAUAUUCCUUGAGACCUUCUCUCCUCUCUACAAGCAAGCUUAUGAUUUUCUUAUUGCCAUAGCUGAGCCUGUUUGCAGGCCGGAGUCGAUGCACGAAUACAACCUUACCCCUCACUCAUUGUAUGCGGCCGUGUCAGUGGGUCUUGAAACUGAGACCAUUGUAGCUGUUUUAAAUAAAUUGUCAAAGACCAAGCUUCCCAAAGAGAUGAUUGAUUUCAUACAUGCGUCUACUGCCAAUUAUGGCAAAGUGAAGCUUGUACUUAAGAAGAAUCGGUACUUGAUCGAAUCCCCAUUUCCUGAGGUAUUGAAGAGGUUGCUUAAGGACGAGGUUAUAUCCCGAGCAAGGAUUUCCACUGAGGGGGUGCAGGGAAGUGAUGGAUUCACGGUGGGAAAAUCAGUGGGUGAAAUAGAAGGUCGCCAUGACGAGUUGCUAAAUGAAGCAGGAUUGGCAGCUGCAGCCGAAGAAAAAGAAACUCAUUCAUUUGAAAUUUACCCUGCUCAGGUUGAAAAUGUAAAGCAACGUUGCCUGCCUAAUGCUUUAAAUUAUCCCAUGUUGGAGGAGUAUGACUUCAGAAAUGAUACUGUCAAUCCUGACCUUGACAUGGAGUUGAAGCCUCAAGCACAACCACGCCCUUAUCAAGAGAAGAGUCUCAGUAAGAUGUUUGGAAACGGCAGAGCAAGAUCUGGUAUUAUUGUGUUACCAUGUGGUGCGGGAAAGUCUUUAGUGGGUGUUUCUGCUGCCAGCAGGAUACGGAAAAGCUGCCUAUGUUUGGCAACGAAUGCUGUAUCUGUGGAUCAGUGGGCUUUUCAGUUCAAAUUGUGGUCAACCAUUCGAGAUGAUCAGAUAUGUCGUUUCACCUCUGAUAGCAAAGAAAGAUUCCGUGGUAAUGCUGGGGUGGUUGUGACCACAUAUAACAUGGUCGCUUUUGGUGGUAAGCGUUCUGAAGAAUCUGAAAAGAUUAUUGAAGAAAUAAGAAAUAGAGAAUGGGGAUUACUUCUCAUGGAUGAGGUUCAUGUGGUUCCUGCUCACAUGUUUCGAAAGGUCAUCAGCAUUACUAAAUCUCACUGCAAACUCGGGCUUACUGCAACACUUGUGAGAGAGGACGAAAGGAUAACAGAUUUGAACUUCCUUAUUGGUCCCAAAUUAUACGAGGCAAAUUGGUUGGAUUUAGUGAAAGGUGGAUUUAUUGCAAACGUACAGUGCGCUGAGGUGUGGUGUCCUAUGACGAAGGAGUUCUUUGCUGAAUAUCUGAAGAAAGAAAAUUCUAGGAAGAAGCAGGCACUUUAUGUGAUGAACCCAAAUAAAUUUCGGGCCUGCGAGUUUCUUAUCCGAUUUCAUGAACAGCAACGUGGUGAUAAGAUAAUUGUUUUUGCUGACAAUCUGUUUGCACUGACAGAGUAUGCAAUGAAGCUUCGGAAACCUAUGAUAUAUGGUGCUACCAGGUUUUGUGGGUGUUUGUUUUUUUAAGGGAUUAUCUUUUACUUGUCCUAUAUCACAUCUGCAAACAUGUAAUGGUUUCUCCAAUGUGCAGUCAUGUUGAAAGGACAAAAAUUCUUGAUGCCUUCAAAACUAGUCGGGAAGUGAACACUGUUUUCCUCUCAAAGGUUCUUUGCACCAAUGAUCAUUUAAUCAUUUAGCUAGCCAGUAGCUUUGUAUAAUUAGGGUUUUAUUUUUGUGAGGCCUUUAUUUAUGGGUUUAUGUUAUCUUCUAUUCUUUACAACUAAUUUAAUUUGAUACAUCACAAUGGCCUUAAUAAUCUCCCUUGUUUUAGCUAGCAAAUAAGUUAUGUGAUGCGUGGUCACUCUUUAGGGUUAACGUGAUGUGCAUGCAUGUUCUUUUUAACAGAAUUUUGCAUGGGAACUUUUUAUUUGUUUGUGUUUUAAUCGAUUCUCAGGCAACACAGAGAACUGAAUCUUGAUUGCUACCAAUGAUUAUAGGAAUAUCCUAUGUUUCCAUAUUGUUGAAUGUAUUUUACAGACUAUACACUGAAAUGUAUGGACUCCUGUUCGAUGAUAGUGAUGUUGUUGCUUCUGUUAUUCACAGGUGGGUGAUAAUUCUAUAGAUAUUCCUGAGGCAAAUGUAAUUAUUCAAAUUUCAUC